Messenger RNA from Cladocopium goreaui, 1610 nucleotides. The record is from the annotation of a GenBank genome assembly. Lineage: Eukaryota; Dinophyceae; Suessiales; Symbiodiniaceae.
UUGGUUCAAGAUUUCCACUUGUGUCGUGUGAGCUCUUAUUUUUUACAGUAAUUACACAUGUUGCGCGUUUCUUUGGCCUUUUCGGGAAAAGCCAUCGUUGAUCUGGACAUGCAAGAGAUUGAAGAUAAGUCAGCUAAAAGCAUCAAACGCUGGUUGGCUGGUCCGACUGGAUUGUCAAGGUUCCGGCAAAGGCUGUUUUUGGAAGAUCACAGCGAAGUGACUGAUGAUGAUCUGCCAUUGGCUCCUCAAAACAUACGACUGGUUGCCUUAGAUUUUUGCCCGGCUGAUGUCACGCAAGACGAAGAGCUCAUGUCUGCAAGCAGUGAGGGGGACGUGACCAAAGUAGAACGUAUCCUCCAACAACCCAGAAAUCCCAAUCUGGCUGAUGCGAAUGGGAUGACGCCAAUGCACUGUGCAGCAGAGAAUGGCUGUGUAGGAUGCAUGCAUUUGCUCCUAGAAGCAGGGGCGGAGGCAGAUCCCGCAGAUUCUCAUGGAAAUGCUCCAUUGCACUCGGCUGCACUGCAAGGCUAUCUGGAAGUUGUGCGCUUGUUGCUAGAGAAUGGGGCUAAUAAAGAUAGAACUGGAAGGGACAAUGUGACAUCCUUGCAUUUGGCCGCCCUGAAUGGCCACGUUCAUGUCGUUCGCUGUUUGGUGGAGGCCGGAGCUCAAAAAGAUACAGCUGCAGUGGACAAUUUCACACCCUUGCAGCUGGCUUGUCGGAACGGCCAUGUUGAAGUUGCUCGCUACUUGCUUGAGGCUGGGGCUGCCAAGGGCAACAUCACCAGAGAAGGCUGGACACCAGCACAUUUGGCCGCCAUCAAGGGCCACGUAGAAGUCCUCCAAUUGUUGGUUGAGGCUGGGGCAGAAGUAGAUACACCCGCAACUUCCGAUGAUUGGACCCCAUUGCAUUGUGCCGCCAUGUAUGGCCGUGUUGACGUCAUCCGCUUCCUAAUCCAAGCUGGAGCGGACCCGGAAGCUACUGGGGCAGUUGAUUGUUCAGUACCAAUCAAUUUGGCCCUGAUCAGAGGCCAUAGCGAGGCAGUUCGCAUAUUGCUGGCUCCUUUGGGGAACAAGACCACCAUUGCCGGUUUCUUCCCAAUGCACGUUGCCGCUGUUCAAGGCAGCUUGGGCAUCCUUCAAACCUUGGUCGCGGCCGGAGCUGAAAUAGACAAACCAUGCUGUGAAGAUGGCUGGACAGCAUUGCAUGUGGCCGCUAACAACGGUCAGGUGGAAGCCGUUCGUUUCUUGCUUCAGGCUGGCGCAGAACCAGAUCUAACCACAAAAAGUGAUGGUUUAACAGCAUUGAAUCUGGCCGAUUUGAAGGGCUAUGCAGAAGUUGCUCAGGUGUUGAUUGAAAAUGGUGCCAGGAGAAACAAAGCCAGAAGAUGCCAGUGACCCCUUGCCGCUGGUGAAGUUUUGCAUGCACACAUAACUCUGGACGAAGCUGCGCACAUUGACAUCGGUUGCAGCCAGCCACCAAUACCAAUGAAUUUUCUGAUCGAUAUGUGUAAGUGUAAAACAUAAUAUGUGUGUGAGAGGAAAAACAAAAUAUUAUGUUACAUUGUAAAGAAUUACUGUAUACCAGUAGUGCCCGCAGAAAAUGACACAAA